Aureobasidium musti is the source of this 2526-nucleotide messenger RNA. Lineage: Eukaryota; Fungi; Ascomycota; Dothideomycetes; Dothideales; Saccotheciaceae. The record is from the annotation of a GenBank genome assembly.
AUGUCGGCCAACGACCAGCUCAAGCAGGCCAUCGUGGACAGCGUCGAGCAUGGCGCCUAUCCUGAGCCUGACGUCUCGUCAUCCGAGUUGCCAUCCACGCUCCUGCCUGCCCUCUUAGCCGAUCUCCAGAAAGCCCGGGACGAAGUCAAGGUAUGCAGCGACAUUCGCACUUUGAGCAAAGAUAUUGCGCCCGACGUGGACGGAUGGAUUGCCCAAGCUAAAAAGCUCCAAGCCGACAUUGAACAAUCAAAGGCGACAGCAAGGGACAUUGUAGCACAAGCCGAAGCUGGCAAGGCCUUGAAAGAGAAGACACACGAUGCUGCAAACAAGUUUCGCUUGCUUGAGAAAGAGGUCGCCUUCAACGAGUCUCUGGCCACCACUCUGGACUUGAUCAGGUCGUCUUGUCGCAUACUGGACAAUGCCGACCAAGCAUACGUCAACAACGAUUUACGGACUGCUCUCGACCACACCAAGCAAUGCGACAAGUCUAUUGCUGCUCUGUCUGCAGUCCAGGAUACAAGAGCUGUCGGGCUGCUACAAACACGUAGCUCACGCUUCAAAGCCAACUUUCUGGACAGGACAACAGCCCUCGCUCAGUCACUCAUACAGUGCGAUGCUGAUUCUCGCUCCGUAACCAUCAAGGACCACAUCCCGGAUGUGCCAGCUGUCGACUUGGUUCUGAUUGUGGACACGCUCGACUAUCUUGGAGGCUUGGACAUCUACAUUAGGCGCUUGAAGCGUGACAUAGAAUUCGCCCUUUUCAACCCACGUCUUUCCACAAAACCUGGUCAGCACACUGCUUUCGAAUUUAGUGACGGCUGUAUCAGCGUUUCAAAGGCGACCUCUAGGCCUGAUACUAUUGCUACCUUGGACGACAUCUGGACAGCUUUGAACUUCCUAUCCACAAACCUGCCCAAGUCUGUUUGCGAACCAUUGUCACAAAAGCUACUGCCGUCUCUGUUUGAGACACUCGUGUAUACCUGGCUUGAUCAGACCGUCCCUGUACAAAUUGAGCAGAUGCCCGUCUUUCAACAGAUCUUGGAUCGCGUCUCUAGACUCGCUGAACAGAUUGACGAUCUCAACUGGUCAAGCACCGCUCUGUUGAAAGACUGGGUACAGAACGCUCCUAGAACAUGGCUUUCGAAACGUAGAGAAACUGCACUUGGCGCAGCAAGAAGCCUGCUGUUUUCAGGGCUCAGAGACAGAAGAACUGUCGAGAGAGUCGAAACGCAAACUGUGUCAAAAGGAGAUGCCAUCAUGGGUGGUACUGAUGUCGACUUAGCAGAUGAUGCUUGGGCCACCGAUUGGGACGAAGAUACACCAGAGACGAAGGAAGUCGACACCAAACAGCCUGAACCUUCAACGAACGACGACGACGAUGAUGCUAGUGCCUGGGAUAUGGAUGAUGACGAUGCAGAUGUACCGGCAGAAUCAACUGCGACUAAGGAUACUGGAGAAAAUAUGGAGGAAGACGACGCAGCAGAUGCUUGGGGCUGGGGCGACGAUGAGCAAGCCACAAACGAGACGCCAAAGCCAGAGUCUCCAAGAAAAACAACAAAGGUCGCUCCAACGGAUCAGCCCACACGAUCCGGCGAUAGGGAACUUACGCUACGAGAGACGUACACUGUGACGGCGGUACCGGAUGGUAUGCUCGAGAUUGUCAAGCAAGUUGUCUACUCUGGGUCACCCAUAGGACCAGCAGCCUCCGCGCUGUACACUUUGCCGACAUUUGUACUCGCCAUCUACCGGGCUACAGCAUCAACAGCUUACGGCAAACUGGAUUCUGGCAACAUGCUGAUCUACAACGAUGCGUCUCGAUUAGCUGAUCAGAUCCGUUCUUUCGUCAACAAGCAAGCAGAGAAAGAUGCAAAUUCAACAUUACCGAAUCAUCUACGACCGUCGUCACGACUGAGACUAGACAACGAUAUCAAGGCGCUGGAGACAUUUGCGAAGAGAGCAUAUAGUGCUGAGAUGGAGUCACAACGCACCAUCAUUCGUGAUAUGCUUGACGGAGCUCAAGGCUUCUCCAACUGCAAUGCUGAGCCAUUCGCAAGCGCAUGCGACAGUGCGGUCAGCAUUACCGAGNGGCGCCUGCGUGACGUGCACAAGCAAUGGACACCGAUAUUGUCACGAUCUGCGUUGUUGCAGUCUUCAGCUUCUCUACUCAGCACAGCGAUAAGCAAGAUGAUUAUGGAGAUUGAAGAGAUACAGGACAUUGGUGAAGAGGAGUCGAAGAAGCUUCGCCAACUUUGCGACAAGAUUUCGGAAGUCAAGGAUCUGUUCAUUCAAGAGCAUCCAGAGGGUGGAGAGGCGAGCGACAUGACGGGAAUCUACUGUCCAAACUGGUUCAAGUUCCAGUAUCUGGGAGAACUGUUGGAGAGUUCACUCGCAGACAUCAAAUAUCUAUGGACGGAAGGCGAGUUGAGACUUGAGUUCGAUGCAGAUGAAGUUACGGACUUGAUCGAGGCGCUGUUUGCGGAUAGCGAUUACAGACGCAAGGCGAUAGCGGACAUCAGAAGGAGCUAG